AUGUCCACCACUGCCGACGAUUUCUUUUCGCCAAAUAUAGUAGCGAUUGUUGCUAAUUUGAAAAUCAGUGAAAGCAUAGCUGUAAGUGGUGAGCAUGAAUGUAUCUUUGCUAAAAAUCUUCUCAUGAAGGGUGUGACGUUUAUGGCAUUUGGCAAUGGGGCUCCCGACAUAUUCAAUUCCAUUGCUUCUGUUCUCAACAGUCCAAAGCCCAAAGCGGGAAUUGCUUUGGGUGGACUUCUCGGAGCCGGUAUAUUUGUCACAUCUGUAGUCACCGCCACUAUCAUACUUGUCAAACCGUUUAAAAUUGAUGUAUGCUCGACCAUUCGUGACCUCAUAUUUUAUCUUAUUGCACUGGCUUGCAUAACGCUUGCAUUUCUUUGCAGCACAAAUGUGUACGUCUGGGAGCCAGCAGGUACUUUUUCGAAGGGAUUCCUAGAGCGUCAUUCUUUGUUCAAGGUUUUCUGGCACUUUACGCUGUAUAUAUUCUCACCGUGAUA
Cylicostephanus goldi is the source of this 497-nucleotide messenger RNA. NCBI's taxonomy places the organism in Eukaryota, Metazoa, Nematoda, Chromadorea, Rhabditida, Strongylidae. The record is from the annotation of a GenBank genome assembly.